AUGUACUGUAGUCUCUGUUUGUCCCUGACUGUGGCUCCAGCGAACCACACGGUGAUGGAGGAGGUGAUGGAGCAGGUGAUGGAGCAGGUGAUGGUAGAGGUGGUGGAGGAGGAGAUGGAGGAGGUGAUGGAGGAGGUGAUGGAGGAGGUGAUGGAGGAGGUGAUUGAGGAGGUGACGGAGGAGGUGAUGAAGGAGGUGAUGAAGGAGGUGAUGAAGGAGGUGAUGAAGGAGGUGAUGGAGGAGGUGAUGGAGCAGGUGAUGGAGGAGGUGAUGGAGGAGGUGAUGGAGGUGUAG
Messenger RNA from Knipowitschia caucasica, 294 nucleotides. The record is from the annotation of a GenBank genome assembly. NCBI's taxonomy places the organism in Eukaryota, Metazoa, Chordata, Actinopteri, Gobiiformes, Gobiidae.